UCGCGCGCGCGCCAAGCUGUCACAUUGCCGGCGCAUUGUCGUCCGUUUCUUCAAUUGGUGCCGACGCACGUGCAAGAUCCUACCAUCGGAUUAUAACGAGGGAUCGGUCGUAUCUCUUCGUGAUAACGCUUCGGUAACGGGGAGGGGGGAGGGAAACAAACUCGUUUCGAUCGGGAAGAAACAUGGCUGUCAGCGAUGUGCUGGAUUUCGUAAAGAUUUGUUUGUUGUUAUCGUGAACAAUGACGGGCAAAGUUUGACGAAAGGAAUUACAGUCGGGGCGCGGAGUGGAAGUGACGUUUCGUUGAGUGGCAGUGACAUUUGGUCGGAUGGUGACACGUCGUUGAUUUCCGGAGUAAUCGGUCGCGGCCGAUUGCUACGCGCCGGAAGUUCGGGGAGUGAUAUACCGGGGAGUUGAUGACGUUCAUCGCGAUCGCAUUCUUGCCAGGCUUGCGAUAUCGAAAGAGAGCCGAGAGUACAUGGUACGUAAAAUAAUAAUGCGACGUCCGUCUCCGUUGGAGAGUCGCGUAUAGGUCGGGUAUAGGUGUCGUUGCUCCGAUACGACUUAUCUACGCGUGGCGAUAAGCCAGCGGAUUACGACGCCGCGUCCGAUCGGCGUCGCAAUUAAUCCCGAUCGGGCGCGUUUCUCUCCUCACGUUCCUCCACCUCGUUUCGCGCGGGAGCGAAGAGAACGAUCUCUCGCGAAACGAUGGUAAAUCGAAGCAGCGAUCGAAUCGUCGAUCCCGUCGAAUGUCCAGGAAUCGUGGUCGAUCGUCGAUGAAAUUGAACCCUCAAACGGAACAUUUCAUCGGGUAUUCGUUGGCGAAUCGGAGUUCGCUCGUCAUUCUUGACGCGCGGGAUCGCGCGUCGAUUGAAUUAAAAAAUAAAAAAAAAUUGCGACGAUCAGCAAGAAGGACGAGUGACGGAGCGAACGAUACGACACGCUGAAAGAACGUCGUCGGUGGAAAGGAGAUCCCGGCCGACGCUUUUCUCUCCGUCUCGACGAGCCAAUAAGUCGACGACGACCAUCGGCAGCUGUUAUUUAAACGAGAUUCCACGUGCGAGUUUCGGUUUUCCGAUAUCGGAACCGAAACCGAGAAACUCGUAGCUCUUCCAACAAAAUCCAGUUUCUCGAUUUGUAAACGCAAUUGUAGAAGACAACGGGAUACGCGCGCGCGAGAGCGAUAUGACGAACGACGCAAAUUGAUAGUGAGAGGAAGCAGCUCGGAAAAGAAGCUAAGAUGAUGAUGCCGCCGCCGCAGGUCGUGGGUGUCCUGUUGAAGAAACCGGGGCAGCAAACGCAUCCGCGAUUACCUCCCUUGGAUCCACAGGAGACUAAAAUCAAAGGCGAGCUGUACGUAGAAGAUCUGAGCGAAAGGAGGACGGUUUCCAUCAGGAUGGGUUGGCUGUGGGUUGAAGGUACCCCGAUGAGGUUACCCUUGAGAGCGUUGAAUCUCCGUCAAGCAUCGCCCAGCAUCUGUCAACCGCACACGUUUGCUCUAGGUUUUACCCUGAGCGAUUCAGAAGGUCGUUCUCUCGCCACAUUUUGGGCGGACACGGAACCGAUCUAUUGGUCCUGGGUCAGAGCGAUCGCGGCUGAAUUGGUUCGGCAAACGCCGUUUCGAGCACAACGAUGUUUGAACUUUCUGGAGAUACUGACUAUCUGUCCGAGAGGGCCGAUCCCGUUGCCGGACAGCCCAACCGAAACUAGGAGACGAUCCCGCAGCGAAUUACGUUGCUGGCCGAGUGAUUCGCCGAUAGAGAAGACGACGAUGAGCGCGACGACAAUAGUACUCGACGAGUCUAGGAGGAGAGCGAGGAGCGAGUUGCGCGGUUGGUCCAGCAGCAACUCGAGCGACGAGGACCUCCUGGGAGAAUUUCGUAGCAUACCCGCUGUGAUAAGCGCCAAGGACCAACCGGUCGGCAGAGCGUGGGGUUGCAGCGAGAGCAGCGAGGGUAGCGACGACAGUCUCCCUUGGGGUGGCGUAUGCCGGUCCAGCGUCGACUCAGUCGACUCUAGCAGCGUUCCCCUGCCGGAACCGGAAACGAGGGAACAGAGGAUACAGAGGUACAAGGAGGCGCGCAGACGCGAGAACGAGGCGAGGAGCCGGCGAGUUCUCGAAGAGGACGCGAGGCGACGUAGAGCGAGGGCUGAGGAGAACAACAACAACCUGCCCAAAAUCUAUGGUAGAUCAAGGAGUAGGAUUGUCGUUGACUCCGCCAACGACAACGACGACUUACGUCCGACACGCUCGUCCAAGAAGGAGAUCCUCGCGUCCAUCGACAUGGCACCAACGCGAAACGAAAAUUCGAUCGUCGACCGAUUGCCUCCGAUCAAGUCGAACGAAUCGUCCACGGUGAGGUUCUCUACCGAGGAAACUCAUCGGAACGAGGCGGACAAGCGAAACAACAACAACAGCCCGAAGAACGGAAGCGGCAGUCCCGGCAUACUCAGGUCGGACUUGAACGAGAGGAGAAGUCGCGCGCGAGAGAGAAGGAUCUUUCGCGAAAAGGUGCAACAACAAUCGAUGACCAGCAUCAACGUCGCGAGCGUGGAAACUCUUCGGGAACGCAAAGAACGCCUGGCUCUUCUGUCUUCCAAGAUCCCUGUAUCUCGUCAAUCGUCGCAAUUUUGCUCGAGGUCCGCCGAUUGCCCGGCGAUCCCGGCCUCCCCGAAAUCACCGGACUCCCCAUUGGCUCUGAAGCCACCCUGCGAAGAAGACGUUGCCAAACUCCUGGAACGAUGUCAAAGGGUGGACCACUACGUGCCGGUGCGGGAGAAGCUCACCUUGUUCGAGUCCCUCUCGCGAUUAGGCGGUCGCCUGGCCAGAAGCACGGAGGAUCUUGGCCGAACGUCUUCGAAACCCAGUCCCAGGGGCAAGCAACGUGCAAGAUCGCUUCACGAUCUCAAUCGGGGCGCCAGGGCUCUGCCCGUGCGAGAGAUGUGCCGAUUCUUCGAGGGCGAUCUUUUAGAGCAGGACAGCUGUCAGAAGGCGAUGACCCUGGCCAAAACGAGAUUCAGCGAUUCACCCGCGAAGAGCACCGCGUGGAAGGAUACGAGUUCGAAGCACGAGGCGCCCUGCAUAAGCGCCUCUGCGAGGAAGAAGCAUUACUUGAAGUGAUCGCGACUGAUAAAUAGCUCUUCCAGAUACUCGAUUAGGCACUCGGGAAUGAAAAGUUACGACAGUCUCUCACCGACUAUCAUCUUUUUCCCCGCGUAAACUCUCAUGAAACACGCAAAUCUCUCGCAACUGGCGUAAAACGAGAAAAUAUUUGCCGACCGAGCGAUUUACCGGUAAUCUUCCUAAACACUAUUUCCUCAAAAACACAGGCGUCUUAAGAUCUUCCUCGUCGUGACUGGCUGAAAAAUUUCUUUUCUACCGCGUCAAGGUAAGAAGAAUUUCUCGACUAACUCUCGAGAAUUUCACACAGUCACACGAUGACAAUCGGUUUCUCGCGAUGGCGCUCGCAGGAUUCCUGGUACGCGAAACUAACUCGAUUGAACCGCGCUUAUCAAGUCCUCGGAGAUUAGAAUCGGCUUCGUCGAAUCGUGUCGCGACGAUUGUCACACUUGCGCCGAGAGAAAGUCGCCGCGCGCGGGCCUUUUUUCCACGCUCG
This is a messenger RNA of Formica exsecta, 3615 nucleotides long. RefSeq lists its product as uncharacterized. The record is from RefSeq and is a predicted model, not a curated record. Bases 1239 to 3119 code for a protein of 626 amino acids. NCBI's taxonomy places the organism in Eukaryota, Metazoa, Arthropoda, Insecta, Hymenoptera, Formicidae. The transcript has 3 exons.